AUGUCAUUUUCACUUUAUGGAGCAUUGCCUCCAUCUAAAUCAGACAAAGCUGGAGCUGACGGCACCAAAAACGAAGCUUCAGCAAAUCAAUCAAGCGGGCUAUACUCAUCUUUGUCUGCUCCAGAGUCAGGAUCCACGAAAUUCAAAAGCAAUCCACAAGAGUCGUCUUUGAAACCAACAUCGCUAGCAACAACAACAACCACUACUACCACUACAGCAAGUACAGCCGAUGUGCAACCAACUAAACCAGCAGGAUGGUCUGCCAUCAACACAUUUAGACCUGUUUUGCGUCGACCGACUAUCCAAGCAAAGCCAAAGCUCAACAAACCAUUCAUUCCCGCUGGAGCGACGAUUGUAUCAACAAAGACGAUUACCAAGGAGGACAGAGAAAAAGAGCUCCAAAUGGAAUCCGAGGCAAAGAAGGCGUCCCUGGAAGAGCAGCAAAAGAAGAAUGACAAUAUAGACUUGGGCGUUAUCCCAUUACUGACAACAGCCGACGAUGUCAAUGGAUUUCGUGCAACACAAAAGGCCAGCAAAAAGAAAAAGAAAGGCGGCAAAGCAGCAGCAGCCAAUGCACCUCCUCAGCCUGUUGUGUUUAAUAUGCUGGAGGAUUACGAUCCUCAUCGACCCAACGACUACGAGCAAUACAAGGAAGAGCGACGAGAAUUAAAGGAACAGCAAAAGAGAAAGAGAGAAUGGGAAAAGAAGCAGGACGUGGAGAGAUCUUGGUCCAGAUCAAGGUCGCCCUCGAGAUCCAGAUCCAGUUCAAGGUCAAAUUCACCAUCAAAAUCCAGAUCAUCGAGUCCUCACGCACAUGUUGCUGUGGAUCCUUCGCCAUCGUCCAAGAUCAAUGUAAACGAGACAGCAGAGGAUGCUUAUAGGCGACGAUUAAGGAUGAGCCAGCAACAACAACAACCAAAUAUCAUGCCAGAGCCACCCAGAAUGGAAGAGUUAGGUCCAGCUCCACAUGUAGCUGCCCCUAUCAUAAAAGAGAUACCAUCCCAAGUGAUUCUGCUCACCAACAUGGUUGGGCCUGGAGAAGUAGAUGACAUGCUACAGGAAGAGACAGCCGAAGAGUGCUCCAAGUAUGGCAAAGUAGAGAGAUGUCUUAUAUUCGAGGUCCCCAAAGGCAGGAUCAGUGACGACCGAGCCGUUCGUAUUUUUGUUCAGUUUUCAAGCAUGGAUUCAGCACGAAAUGCCAUUCAAGAUCUGCAUGGCCGUUUCUUUGGCGGCAGAAUUGUGUCGGCUACCUACUUUGACAUGAAGCGGUUUGAACGGCUGGAUUUAGCUCCUUCCAAGGAGGAGUUUUGCUAG
Mucor velutinosus is the source of this 1314-nucleotide messenger RNA. RefSeq lists its product as uncharacterized. Gene Ontology annotation, biological process: mRNA cis splicing, via spliceosome. Bases 1 to 1314 code for a protein of 437 amino acids. Gene Ontology annotation, cellular component: precatalytic spliceosome. Gene Ontology annotation, molecular function: RNA binding. The record is from RefSeq and is a predicted model, not a curated record. NCBI's taxonomy places the organism in Eukaryota, Fungi, Mucoromycota, Mucoromycetes, Mucorales, Mucoraceae. The transcript has 3 exons.